This is a messenger RNA of Ceratotherium simum simum (southern white rhinoceros), 335 nucleotides long. The record is from RefSeq and is a predicted model, not a curated record. NCBI's taxonomy places the organism in Eukaryota, Metazoa, Chordata, Mammalia, Perissodactyla, Rhinocerotidae.
CACUCCUCUUCCCGAUGCUUGCAGACGGAGCCAGCCUCUUCCAGCACUUCCUGGAUUCGUACCAGGUCAUGUUCUUCACGCUUUUUGCGCUGCUGGCUGGGACCGCUGUCGUGAUCAUAGCCUACCACACGGUCUGUGCGCCCCGCGAGCUCGCCACACCUCCAGCCCUCUCCCCCCGAGCCAGCCCUCGGCAGAGCCCCCACUAUUUUGCUGCCUCGUCGCCGAUGCCUUUCAGUGCACUGCCUCCUGCGCGCAGAGCCAGUCCUCCCUCGGGGCUGUGGAGCCCUGCGUACACCUCCCACUAGUCAGCACGCGGGGCUGGGCCGGCGGCUGCC